CUCUGAGUCUAGGGUUUGUCCUUCCGCUAGCACUCCCAAUGUACCCUGUGGCAUUGCUAGCAUUAGUCAGUUGCCGAGCUUGACGAGCUUGACGAGCUGCCAUACCCCACAUCACGACCUCUGCCACUGCCAGGAAGCCGGCUGGGUCCACUCCGCUCGUGCUCUGCGCUGGGCAUCCAGACCAUCAACACCAGCCCGGAGCUAGCGGCGGUGGCGCUUGCUGGGAGGAUGCCCAGCGCGCACCGUGUGGCCUUGGUGUUGGUGGAUGGGAUUGGCGAUCUGGCUCUGCCAUCGCUGGGGUUCAGGACCCCACUGGAGGCUGCUCGCCUGCCCAACCUGGACGCACUGGCAGCCGCUGGUGUGAAUGGGCUCAUGGACCCGGUGGAGCCGGGGCUGGCCUGCGGCAGCGACACCGCGCACCUCUCCCUGCUGGGCUACAACCCGCGCGUCUACUACCGAGGCCGCGGCGCGUUUGAGUCCAUGGGGGCGGGCCUGCCCAUGGCGCCGGGGGACAUCGCGUUCAAAAGCAACUUCGCAACGGUGGACGAGGAGAGCGGCAUUGUGACGUCGCGGCGCGCGGACCGCCACUUUGAGGCGCUGGGCCCCGUGCUGUGCGCUGCGCUGGACGGGUGCCGCCUGCACGCCUUCCCCGACUACCAGGUCAACGUGCGCUACGCCACGGAGCACCGCUGCGGCGUGGUCGUGCGGGGGCCCGGCCUGAGCGGCAACAUCUCCGGGACGGACCCUCUCAAGGACAACCUGCCGCUGCGCACAGUGGAGGGGCUGGACGGCACACCCGAAGCCGAGCACACCGCACGGGUUGUGAAUGCGGUGUCGGAUGCAUUUCGCGCCAUCCUGCGGGGGCACCCGAUCAACGCGCAGCGCGUUGCGGAGGGCAAGAACCCGGCCAACGUGGUCCUGCUGCGCGGGUGCGGCAUCAGGAUACAGGUGCCGUCGCUGGCGGCGCAGGCGGGCGUAGUGCCGUGCAUGGUGGCGCCCACCAAGAUCAUCGCGGGGCUGGGCCUCUCCCUCGGCAUGGACAUCCUCGAGGCGCCAGGUGCGACGGGCGACUACCGCACGCAGCUGACUUCCAAGGCCGCCGCCAUUGCCGCUGCGCUUGCGGCGCCUGCCGCGCCGCUGCCGCGGGUGCAGGUGCCCGGAGUGGAGGGCAGCCAGCCGUCCGGCCAGGCCGCCGGCUACGACUUCGGCUUCCUGCACAUCAAGGCGGUGGACGACGCGGGCCACGACCGCGCGGGCGGGCUCAAGGUGGCGCUGCUGGAGGCCGUGGACGCCAUGGUGGGCCAGCUGGCGGCGCGCCUGUGGGCCGCGCAGGCGGCGGGCGGGCCGCGCUACACGCUGCUCGUGACCGGGGACCACAGCACGCCCGUCGACUACGGCGACCACAGCCAUGAGCCGGUGCCGCUCACAGCGUGCGCGCUCGCGGACUUCGUUGCGCGCAGGGGCGAAGCACGGGUGGUGUCAGUGGACAUGGCGCCGUUUCCCCUGCCGCGCGCCGCCACUGUCGAGCAGACCACGUCGGCCCCAGCCAGCGUGGAGCAAGAGGCGGACGUGGGCGACGGCCCGCCGAGCGGAGACGCAGUCAGGACCUUCAGCGAAGUUGCCGCUGCACGGGGUUCGCUGGGCAGAUUUCCUGGCAGCUGCCUGAUGACGCUUGUGAAACAGUGCAUCGGCGAAACCAACUAAAGAUUGUGAUUCUGUCUUCGUCAUAUAAGCAGGCGCAUAGUCCUUGAGUCUGUACUCUAUAAUGCCUCUCCUCGCGCGGUUUGCUGCGUUGGCAAUUGUCGCGUUCACUGGAGGCUCCAUUUGCAUCAUUUCCGGUA
Klebsormidium nitens is the source of this 1841-nucleotide messenger RNA. The record is from the annotation of a GenBank genome assembly. Lineage: Eukaryota; Viridiplantae; Streptophyta; Klebsormidiophyceae; Klebsormidiales; Klebsormidiaceae.